UUACUAAAGAGAAUGAUAACAUUUGCUGUAUUUGUUGGAAAGAAAAUGGUUGCAAUGAAAUCUGUACAAAUAAGCCAUUUGUCAAAAUGGACCAGUGGUAAUUAUGAACUUGACAAGAUUAUUCACAUGUCUCAAUUAUAUGAAAAUGCAAAGGAAUGGGAAAUUUGGAGAUGGAUAGAUUAUGGUAAAUUUAAAGAUAUCGAAUAUUUAGCUAAAGGGGGUUUUGGCAGUAUUUGGAAAGCAGGAUGUAUAGAUAUGCCUGAAGAAUUAUUUGGAUUCUAUAAUUCAAAUCAAGUUGCUUUGAAGAAACUUAG
Molecule: messenger RNA, 314 nt
Organism: Dentiscutata erythropus
Lineage: Eukaryota; Fungi; Glomeromycota; Glomeromycetes; Diversisporales; Gigasporaceae
Source: the annotation of a GenBank genome assembly